Molecule: messenger RNA, 2493 nt
Organism: Castor canadensis (American beaver)
Lineage: Eukaryota; Metazoa; Chordata; Mammalia; Rodentia; Castoridae
Gene: Ttll6
Product: tubulin tyrosine ligase like 6
Biological process (GO): protein polyglutamylation; microtubule cytoskeleton organization
Cellular component (GO): ciliary basal body
Molecular function (GO): tubulin binding; tubulin-glutamic acid ligase activity
Source: RefSeq, a predicted model, not a curated record
AUGCUACAGUGCCUGACUUCAGAGAGCGAGGAAGAGGCAGAUUCUGAAGAGAGGGAGGAAAGUUCUAUAGAAGAUCUAAAAGAAAUCAUCACCCUGGAUUUUGUGACAGAGAACAUACAAAAGGGGUUUCAGAAUGCCCAGCUGCAGUGCAAGAAGAAGAAGAAAAGGAGAUGAUUGGUGAUUAAUCUAUCCAGCUGCCGGUAUGAGAGUGUGCGCAGGGCUGCCCAGCAGUAUGGCCUUAGAGAGGGAGGGGAAAACGAUGACUGGACUCUCUACUGGACCGACUACUCGGUGUCCCUGGAGCGGGUGAUGGAAAUGAAGAGCUACCAGAAAAUCAAUCACUUCCCAGGAAUGACUGAAAUCUGCCGCAAGGACCUGCUGGCCAGGAAUAUGAGUCGCAUGUUAAAGAUGUUCCCUAAGGACUUCCAUUUUUUCCCCAGGACCUGGUGUCUUCCUGCUGACUGGGGAGAUUUGCAGAGCUACAGCAGGUCAAGAAAAAAUAAGACCUACAUUUGUAAGCCGGAUUCAGGCUGCCAAGGGAAAGGUAUAUUCAUCACCCGGACGGUGAAAGAAAUCAAACCAGGGGAGGAUAUGAUCUGUCAGCUCUAUAUAUCAAAGCCUUUUAUCAUUGAUGGGUUCAAGUUUGAUCUAAGAAUUUAUGUGCUAGUGACAUCCUGUGACCCCCUCCGGAUUUUUGUAUACAAUGAAGGACUGGCCCGCUUUGCUACCACCUCUUACUCCCACCCCUGCACAGACAAUCUGGAUGAUAUCUGCAUGCACCUGACUAAUUACUCCAUUAAUAAGCACAGUUCUAACUUCAUUGAAGAUUCUAACUCUGGCAGCAAGAGGAAGCUCUCCACAUUCAACAUGUACAUGAAAAACCAUGGUUACGACGUGGAGCAGAUGUGGAGGGCUAUCGAGGACGUCAUCAUCAAGACACUCAUCUCAGCUCACCCAAUCAUCAAGCAUAACUACCAUACCUGCUUCCCCAGUCACACGCUCAACAGUGCCUGCUUUGAAAUCCUGGGCUUUGACAUCUUGUUAGACUGCAAGCUUAAACCCUGGCUGCUGGAGGUCAACCACUCUCCAAGCUUCUCCACUGACUCCAGGUUGGAUAAAGAGGUGAAGGACAGUCUGUUAUAUGACACUUUGGUCCUGAUCAACCUGGGAAGCUGCGACAAAAAGAAAGUCUUGGAGGAAGAAAGACAGCGGGGGCGGUUCCUACAUAAGUGUCCUUCUCGGGACAUCAGGAUGGAGGAAGCCAAGGGUUUCCAGGCAAUUCGGUUACAGAAAACUGAGAAAUAUGAGAAGGAAAACUGUGGAGGGUUCCGGCUGAUCUAUCCUGGUCUGAAUUUGGAGAAUUAUGAGAAGUUUUUCCAGGACAAUAGCUCCCUCUUCCAGAAUACUGUGGCUUCCAGGGCUCGGAAGGUGUAUGCCCGGCAGCUGAUCCAGGAGCUGAGGCUGAAACAGGAGAAAAAAUCCUUCCAAACGAAAGAAAAGAAGGUGGAGACACAGGGCGAGUCAGCAGGCGAGCAAGCGAGAGGCAGAAGUGCAAGGGGCAGGUCCCAGAGACAAAAGCAGAAUUGCAAGACUGCCAUCCACACCCCCAAACAAUACUUCCAGCCACUGGUAUUAGCGUCCUGCACACCUGACUUGUUCUUGAGUGUCAGAGACACAAAGAAAAACAAGACAGACAGUAGCCUCAACCGGGAGGCCCCCAAGAAGGAGGCUGGCACCAUUUUCCACAAGUCUAUGCCUGCGAGGUACUACAAUUCUGUACCUGACCUGAGGAAUUCAAGUCUUACCUGCUUUGGGAUAGAGCUCUGUAAACCCAAUUCCAAGGAGGCCAAGUCAGCUUUGGCUGUGAAUAUAUUUGACAGCAAGGUGCCCUUUACCUCAGUAGAAAUUUCCCCAGAAUCCACCCAGGUCUCAACCUCUUCAGAGUCUCCACCAAACUUGAGCCCAACCACCAGGUCUGAAUGCAGUAGCCCAGAGAUUGUCAGGGUGGUCUCCUUUAAAUGCAAGCAGCCAAAGACCCCCCAGCAGCUCAUCCAGGAGAAAAUAUUAAAGCCUUCUCUGCGUACAAAAUCCCAGAGCUUCUCACGGAGUUUGAACCCAAGCUGGGCUUUGCUGAAGAAUGAUAUGAAGAAACAGCAGCAUCUAAUGUCAGCAAUAUUAACCAAUGUUCAGCUGAGAGGGAGGCUUUCCUUCUUCCCACCUCACUGCAGCCCAAAGCUGGUGCUGAGGGACCCAUCACAAAACUCCUCCUUGCCCAGGGAAUUGUGCUCCCACAGCCGCUGCAGAUCUGGCAAGAGGAGGCAGCUGGACGUGCCCCCCUUCCUUGUCUUGCACAGUCCUCACAUCCAGAAGCAGUCUCUGAAUGACCUACUGGUGGUUGCUACUCCAGCCCGACUGGACCAGAGGCCUGGCAGAAGCCAUCCAUGUGCUAUGAGGAACCCGUGUAUACAGGAUCGGGAAGUGUACAGCCACUGA